AUAUCAAGAGAGAGCGAAAGGCCUCGAUUCUCGUGCGUCUCUCUCUCUCUCUCUCUCUCUCUCCCCAUCUCUUUCUUGAUGCCUCUAUAUCUGUGUCAUCUUCACCCGCUCUCCCUCUACUUCAUCGUUUGAAACCCCAUUUUUUCUCUCACUGAAACAACGCUGUUUCCCAAAGAAACCCUUUCACGCUCACCGACGAUGGAUUCUUCUCAGAACUGGCUCGCCUUCUCUCUUUCCAACCAUCACCUGGCCUCUGAUUCCUCUCAGCUCUGCCUCUAUGAAGCCUUCAACUCCCACUCCAAUCAUAGAAGAGAAGAUGCAAACGGAGCAACGGACCUUUCCAUGCUCACAGGCGGCGUGCCGAAGCUCGCGGACUUCCUCGGCGGGUGCGGCGGAAACUCCGCUGCCGGAGCAACCGACGUAUGCCAGUUCGCCAGGGAAACCCCGGCCACUGUUUCCGAAACUGGGAUGUAUGACUCGGAGCUGAAGACUAUCGCUGCCAGCUUCCUUCGGGGGUUUUCCACUGAACAAAGUGAUAACCAGAAGCAGUUGGUGGCGGCGCCGCCUGAGCCGGCUGCGAAGAAGGCCGUUGAUACGUUCGGCCAGCGCACCUCUAUUUACAGAGGCGUCACCAGACAUAGAUGGACCGGGAGAUAUGAAGCUCAUUUGUGGGAUAACAGUUGCAGAAGGGAAGGGCAAAGCCGGAAAGGAAGGCAAGUUUAUUUAGGUGGCUAUGAUAAAGAAGAGAAAGCCGCUAGAGCUUACGAUCUCGCCGCCCUUAAAUACUGGGGGCCGACCACCACUACCAAUUUUCCGGUAUCCAACUAUGAGAAGGAGCUCGAGGAGAUGAAGAACAUGACUAGGCAAGAGUUUGUUGCCUCUCUUCGAAGGAAAAGUAGUGGGUUUUCAAGAGGAGCCUCUAUCUAUAGAGGAGUGACAAGGCACCAUCAACAUGGUCGAUGGCAAGCAAGAAUAGGCCGAGUUGCAGGCAACAAAGAUCUGUACCUCGGAACAUUCAGCACCCAAGAAGAAGCUGCAGAGGCCUACGAUAUCGCAGCAAUCAAGUUCAGAGGGCUAAAUGCUGUGACCAACUUCGACAUGAGCCGAUACGAUGUGAAGAGCAUUAUCAAUAGCAAUCUUCCCAUCGGAGGAAUCACCGGCAAAUCCAAGGCCUCGUCGGAUUCAGCUUCCGAUAACAAGAGCAUCGACGGCGGUGGCCGAACCGACGAUCGGGAUCUCUCCUCGGCUUCUUCCCUGACCUUUGCCUCACAGCCUGCAACUUCAACACUGAGCUUUGCUCUUCCAAUCAAACAAGUCGACGCAGCUGAUUACUGGUCAAUCCUUGGCUUCCACAACUCUUCUCUCAAUAAUGCCAAGGGAAACCCUAAUCCAAACCCUAGCGCAUCCACGCUCUUCCAAGCUACUUCCGGCUUUAAUGCCACCACUCCGUUCAGCAUGGACUUCUCUGGAAGCACUAAUUCAGUCAGUGACGCCACCACUUCCACCACUGCCACCGCCACCACCAACAGUAAUGGCUUCUUCAAUGGCGGUUUCCUAGAGCAGCAAAACAUGGGCAUUUCAAGUACGGUCGCUUUUGCCACACCCAUAGGCUUGAAUACAAGCAGUAGUAGUUAUGAAGGAUCCACAUUUGGGAACUGGGUUGCCCCAUCCCUUCGUUCAUUCCAAUCUGCCAAGCCAAAUCUAUCAGUGUUUCAGACGCCAAUUUUUGGCAUGGAAUGAUGGCAUCAAUAUCGGAAUGUGAAUAAGAGAAAAGGGAAGGGUUUUGGGUCUGCAUGCACAGAAGGGUCAAAAGAAGUGUUGAAUAGAUGAAAUGGAAACUGACAAUCAUUUCAGAAGGCUAGUAGUUUAUGACAGUAGCUAGGAGUACUAACUCAAGUUCUUUGUUACGGUCAAGGCUCUCUUUUGAUCUUUCCAUUUUGUUUUUUUGUUUUUUUUUUCCUUUAGUGACUUCAAUUCAUAGGGGUAAUGGGAAGGUGAGAAUCCUUGUGUAAUCUUUAAACCUGCCUUUAUUUAUAGUACUAAAUCUGAACUCUCUCUCUCUCUCUCUCUCUCUCUCCGCUAUGAA
This is a messenger RNA of Diospyros lotus (date-plum), 2086 nucleotides long. RefSeq names its product AP2-like ethylene-responsive transcription factor AIL5. The coding region runs from base 199 to 1740 and encodes 513 amino acids. Gene Ontology annotation, biological process: regulation of DNA-templated transcription. Gene Ontology annotation, molecular function: DNA binding; DNA-binding transcription factor activity. Lineage: Eukaryota; Viridiplantae; Streptophyta; Magnoliopsida; Ericales; Ebenaceae. The transcript has 9 exons. The record is from RefSeq and is a predicted model, not a curated record.